AAUCAAAAUAUAGAAGAUACUUUCCGAAAACAAAUAUUUUUUUGAAGGUUGCUAAAACGAUUUUUCGAGAUAAAAAUAAAUAAUCUCCUCCAAUGAUAUCUAGUAAACACACAUAAAUUUAUUAGCUCAAAAGAGCAUAUAAUGCUGGAGAAGUGGAGCGAUUUUGUACCUGUUUUUAAUAUAAAAGUUGAUUUUGUUGAGUAGUGUUAGCAACUGUGAAAAACAAAUGAGAGAUGUCUUCUUAUCAUACAAUAAAAAUAUAUUACAAAUCCAUGUAUUUGAUUAUUACAUGUAAAAAGAUUAAACUUGGUUUUUGAAAACCUAUUCUUACAUAAGCAUGAAAGAAAAUUGUAGAAUGACGAUAAAAUGAAACAUAUAUAGCAAAUAUGUACAAACAAAAAAUAUCCAUCCCAGCUGAAAACCUGUUAAGGUUCUCAGAAAGCCAAGACUAUCGGAUUGUUACAUCAAUGUUUUCGAGAAACUCUCGGAAAGCUUCUUUCAUCAGUAUGUUAAAUUAAGUAUAAUUAGUUUGAACCUAUUAGACUCGAUACCGCGCUAACUAUGAAAAUCAUAGGCACUCAGACUGUACGAUAGUCUAAAACUUCGCAAAAACAAAGCAAGUUGCUGCUUUUCUAGUAUUAUUUUUAAAAAGUCACUCGCGUCAAUGUACAAAUAUCUGACGAUAAUACAUACAAUAAAACCUCUGUUAGCGAAUAUCUCCUUAUUCUGAAUAUUUUCAGAUUCAUUGGAGCGAUUUUUGCUGAAAAUACACUUCUCUAAUGUGAACACAUGUGUAUAUUACGUCUGACUUAGUUCUCCUAACGUCUUUUCUGAAUAAGAAGAAAGUUAUCGACUUCUUUCCUAACUUGUCUAGUGAUCUCUCUUCUAUAUACACUCUAGAAUCAAAAGUUAACUGAUAUUUAUAUUAAUUCAAAAAUAAAACCCAUUCUUAUAUCUCAGAAGUUUUCAAGUAAAAAGCAUUUAAACCAAAAUAAAUGAGUAAAAGAACAAAUAGUUCUUGCUUUAUUCAAGAUUAGUGUGGCAGCAAACAUUCGGGAUUUUCCUUUAUUUCUGUUUUUUUUUGUGACAUAAAAUUCUUCAUCAUUCGAUCAUUUAAUUAUAUUAGAAGUGUCAUUAAAGCCUAAAGGAUACUACUAUGACCCAACAUAAGUAGAUAAUCAUGUAUAUAGAUAUUAACUAAUGAAGUGUUUUGAAAAUUUUAAAGAUGACAAAUAUACAUUGUUGAAAAAAUGUUAACGUUUCGAUGAACUAAUAUGCAUAUCUCUUUUAAAUAGCUUAGUAUAACUGCAUAGAAAUAAUAUUUUGAUAAUGACAUGAAAGCUCGUAUAUUUCUAAAUCAUUCCCUCAAAUAGAAAUAUUUUUCAAAACUUUAUAUUUGACAGGAUGAUAUGCAUAGUAUUAUUUUAUUCGUUUUAUCUUCAGUCAAAACAAAAGCUGUUAACGCAAUUCGUUGUGGGACUGAAAAUGUGAAACACGAUGUAGUUGCUAUAGCCAAUGUUCUAAAAACAGUUGUUUUUUUAUCCAUACUGAUUUACAUUGCUUCAUAAUGAUUUACCUCGCAUUAUAAAUGUUCAACAGAAUAAUAUUCGAUAUACAGGAUAUAACAAAAUGAUAGCCCCAUGUAUGCUAUAUACAAAAAGAAAGAAAUAUCUAAUCGUUUAAUCUAUAUGUGUGUCAGAUAGAUGAGUUUGUGUAAGACAUUAACAAUCCUCCCUCCUUUAUGUACACGUUGUUGUGAACGUUCUAAUUGAGUUAGGUCGUGUCGAGAACAAGGUAUAUAUAUUCGAUUCUUCCGAUUUAACAUUUCAUAGUUACUUUCAUCCGUAAAAACAACGUUCGACCAGUCAACUCGAGUACGUCUUUGUGCAGGAGUAAUUCGAGAUUUUUUAGGUGCAAUAUACGAAACCAAAUCAAAAUCACGAAGGAUACGGCUGACAGUUUGUCGACUAAUUGUUAAAUUCGAGUCUGUGCGAGCAAAACGAACGAGAUCGGUCAAUGAUAAUGUAUCGUUCCGAACUUAUUGAAGCUUAAUCAAUCAUUUUUGACGUUCUGUGACUUUUGGUGUACGACCAGUACCAGGUUUCGUAGCUACGGUAUGAAAUUUAUCGAAUUUACGAAUAUUUUGACGAGUAGAUUUACAAGAAAUGUUUAAUUGAUGCGAUAUUUUAUGUGUUAAUGUCUUACACAAACUCAUCUAUCUAACAUACAUAUAGAUUAAACGAUUAGAUCUACUGCAGAAAUAAAAUAUUUCUUUUUUUUGUACAUAGUAUACAUGGGGCUAUAAUUUUGUUAUACACUGUAAACUUCAAUCAUGUAUGAGUUAUGCAACAUCUCUGAUAUUUUCUUGACAUCUUCUAUUACACUUUAUAAUAACCUCUAAAUUCUGUCCGUCACGAUCUAUGAGAGGAGAUAAUGGGUGUGAAUUUCUACCCCUAAAACACUUCAUCACACCUUUCAGAUCGUGUUUCACAAAAAAGUAGAGCCGAAAGUAUAUCUACUUAUAAUGUUUUUAUUUUGAAUAUUAUUUAAUUAUUGAAAUAUAGUGAUUCAAUUGGUAAAGUUCAACAAAAUACAGAAUUUUAUUGGCAUUAUCAACGCUAUACAUUUGUACGAGAGUAUUUUGAACGUGUACCAUUAUUUUUUCCACCGUUGAUUAUUAUUUCACAUAUCAUAUUAAUUACUUUGGCUCUAAGAAAUAAAUGUUGUCCAAAAUUGUGUCGAAAUCAAGUAGCCAAUGUUAACAACAUACCAUUCUCGAAAAGAUUGACACGUAUUUUCAAAAUGAUUCCAAUCAACAAUUCACAAAAUGACAAAUGGGAUUCAUUUGAAAAUGCUGCAACGUUUAGUUAUAUUCGUUCAAUAUUAGAGAAAGAAAAAAACAAAGAUGCAUUAACAUCUGCUCAUGAAAAACAGAAAAAAACAGUAAUUACAAUAGGUUCAGAUGCAUCAAAAACAACUGCCAGUGAACAGCAAACACCAGAGAAUCUUAAAAAGGAAUUAGUUUCAGUAUUUAAAUCAGUACUUACGGAAACUCGGAAAGGAUCCGAACAGAAUAAUUCAACAAUAGAAUCUCGAUUAGAUAGGAUGGAAGGAUCAUUAGAAUGGAUGAUGAAAGCAAUGGAACGUGUAAAAAUGAAUAAUCCAGAUCAGUCAAGACCUACGUUCGACUUACCUCCUGUCAGAAAUGUUACUUAA
Messenger RNA from Rotaria sp. Silwood2, 3216 nucleotides. Lineage: Eukaryota; Metazoa; Rotifera; Eurotatoria; Philodinida; Philodinidae. The record is from the annotation of a GenBank genome assembly.